AUGAAGACCGCCUUUCCGGAAGGUUAUUUGGUCACUUGGCAAGGCUAUGGCCAUUGCUUGAAGGUCACCAAGCAUGCGACACCUUUGUUGAAGGCUUAUAAGGAAGCCAAGAAGAACCAGACCCUGCCGCAAUACACCAAUGCGGUGGCAAAAUAUGCUUGCAUGUCCAAAAUUCUUUCUUAUCUCGAGACGGGCGAGGGUGUUGAGGAUGGUCACACGAAGGCACCCGUGAACUUCGGUGGCGUGUUGAUCUUCGUGGACGGCGAGCGGUUUCCGGAGGAUAGCCUGCAGGAGAACCUGCUGAGAAACUAUCCUGCUUCAAUCGUCGUGGGCCCGAUGCCUGCCGGUGGCUUGUCGGACUUCUUCCCCGUGCCCGCCGCGUCAAGCAGCUUCGCCGCCCGGGUCCGAGACACUCCGAUCCACCUGGCGCAAGCACGUGCGCCGGGCGCAGAGGCGCGGCCAGGCUUUGCGGCUUACCUGGUGACCAGAUGUUAUCCGCAUCGCGAUCGUUUCUUCUUUUUGCUGGAUGAAGCCGCGCAUGCCGCGGGCCUUGGCCGAGUGGAGGCCUUGUCGCGCUGUGGCAACGCACCUGAGAAUCGGAGGUCGGAUCGCUAUUCUGCCAGCUACUAUGACGAUGCGGUGGAUCUCUACCGCCCCUUCCGCUUCGCCAUGGUCUUCGAGAAUCGCUUGUCGCCCAGGUAUGUCACUGAGAAGAUUGUGAACGCCUUCCUCAGUGGAGCUGUUCCGAUCUACUGGGGCACGCCCUACGUCAUGAAGAUGUUCAACCCCAAAGCCUUCAUCUACGUGAAUCGCUUCAAGAGCUUUGAGGCAGCCGUGGAGUACAUCUUACGGGUUGCUGUGGACCCCCAGCUGUUUGCGGACUACGCCCAAGCGCCCAUCUUGAGGAACACCACGGCAGCCGUAUGGCCCUAUUCUUGGCACCGGGAG
Molecule: messenger RNA, 948 nt
Organism: Cladocopium goreaui
Lineage: Eukaryota; Dinophyceae; Suessiales; Symbiodiniaceae
Source: the annotation of a GenBank genome assembly